Messenger RNA from Acanthoscelides obtectus, 411 nucleotides. NCBI's taxonomy places the organism in Eukaryota, Metazoa, Arthropoda, Insecta, Coleoptera, Chrysomelidae. The record is from the annotation of a GenBank genome assembly.
GAAUGAAAAACGCCGAAAUACCAAAACCUUCAGCAUUGGAGAUUUUGUCCUUAUGCACCGUGAUGAUAAGAUGCACCAAGGUAAAUUGAAGUAUGAAUUCCAGGGACCUUUUGAAAUUGUGGGUAUCACACCAAAAGGUCGAUAUGAAAUGAAGAGAGUUGGUAAAUCUCUUGUGACUAAGGCUGCUAAAGAACAAUUGAGGAGUUGGCCUAGCGAUUGGUCUAUGACUGUGAACAUGGAGGAGCUUCUUGAAGAUUUAGAGGAUGAUGAGGAAGAACCAGAGAUUGCAGAUGGAACUGAAGCAAGGAGUGAAUGAUUACGUUGUCUGUUAUUAUUGUUUGCGAUGUUUGUUAUUUGUUAUAAUGUUACUAAUUUCUGAAUUUGUUUAAUACAAGAAUAUUUUGUAUUUUG